UCUAAAUUUACACGCCAAUAGUUUGCUGCUCGAGUUGUGCUGAAUUUGAACCUGUAACGGUGAGAGAUGACGAGGCUAAACAGACUUUUACUUUAACAAACACACUCCAAUACUGAGCUGAUCGGAGAGUAGAAACAGGCGGCUUUAACGAGGGAUCGUCUGCAGGAGAACAAUCCUGCAUGUGCACAAACUAUUGGAGUGUUUGGAUUAUUUCUGCAGUCGGCCUGUAUGAGGAGGAGACGGAGCAGAGGAGGAGACCAGGUGGAGCUAAACAUCAGAAGAUCCUCCAGCUGUAUAUCAAGAUGGAGUUCUAGACAAACAAGACACCAGACAGAUCCAGUGAUGGUCGACUGUAGGAACCAGAUCAUGUGGCUUCAGCUACGGUCCCCCCCCCUCCCUUCACGCCUCGGGCCUUAGAUGUGACUGAGAUCAGCUGUGAUGGGGAUCCACAGCCUGCUGUCCCUCUCUGUGGUCCUGCUGAGCUGUGUGAGUCCGAGUGAGACCGGGCAGACUCCCAGAGUCUCCUUCAGUCUGGGGAGUCCUGGGAGACUUGUGACCCGCUUCAGCAGCCCUGACGUCAGUAACACCACCACCCUGCUGCUCAGCGACAACGGGGACGUGCUGUAUGUGGGGGCCCGGGACGCCGUGUUAGCACUGGAUGUUAGCAACGAGGACGCUAUCACACUGAGGAGCAAGCUGGACUGGAGUCCGUCGGAGAAAGACCUCGAACAAUGCUCCAUGAAAGGAAAGAAGAUGUCCGACUGUCCAAACUUCAUCCGAGUUCUGCAGUUCCUGAACAGCAGCCACGUCUACGCCUGCGGGACGUUCGCCUUCAGUCCACGCUGCACCUACGUUAACUCCGAGACGUUAACGAUGAGCCCGAAGCCCGACGAGGGACGAGGUCGCUGCCCCUACGAUCCCUACCAACGCAACACGGCCAUCAUCGUGGAUGGCGAGCUGUACACGGGGACGGUGGCAGACUACCGAGGAAACAGACCCGUCAUCUCCAGACACCUGAGUGAGGGCCGGCGAGUCGACCUGAAGCUGGACGACACGUUGGGAUGGCUCGAGGAUCCGACCUUCAUCAGCUCCAGCUUCGUCCCUGACGAGGAGAAGAUUUAUUUCUUCUUCAGUGAGGUGGGCAGAGAGUACGACUUCAUCGACAAGUUCAUCGUCUCUCGGGUCUCUCAGAUCUGCAUGAGUGACGUGGGGGGCCAGCGGACCCUGCAGAGACGUUGGACCACGUUCGCCAAAGCUCAGCUGCUGUGUCAGGCCGACAACGAGCUGCCUUACAACGUCAUCCAGGACGUCGACACACUCGCGCCUGCAGAGGGCGCUCCGGCAGACGACACACUCUUCUACGGCAUCUUCACCUCCCAGUGGUCUGUCAACUCUGGACGCUCGGCUGUGUGCUCGUUCCGUCUGAGUGACAUCAAGUCGGUCUUCUCUGGAAACUACAAGGUCCUGAACCGGGACACGUUACAGUGGAGCACCCGGGUUCAGGAGAAGGUCGCCAAUCCAGGAGAGUGCGGCCUUCACAACGCGUCCGACAACGCUCUACGUUUCGUCAAAGAGAACUUCCUGGCAGACGACAGCGUGCGGCCUGUGGGGAGGACUCUGACCAUGGUUUCUGCUGAGCACACGUACAGUCACCUGAGCGUGCAGAGGGUGCAGGCGGUGAACCAACGGGACUACACCGUGCUCUUCCUGCUCACAGAGUCCGGUUACCUGCACAAAGCGGUGCUGCUGCAGGCCGGGGCUCACAUCGUGGAGGAGGUUCAGGUGUUCGUGCAGCCGCAGCCCGUCAAGAGUCUGAAGCUCUCCACAGCGCAGGGAGUGAUCUAUGUGGGCACGUCCGAGGGGGUGGUCAGGGUCCCCACAGCCAACUGCUCUGUGUACUGGACCUGUCCUCAGUGUGUUCUGGCCCGAGACCCGUUCUGUGGCUGGGACCCAAACAGCAGGGCCUGCGUGGGGGUCUCCAACUCCAAAAGCAGUCUAGUUCAGGACGUGGACAGAGGGAACGUGGAGGAGGCGUGCAGCAGCGUGUCGUUAACACACAGAGCCAGAUUCAGCCCCAACAAACUGUCUGCGGCUUCGUGUCCUGCAGGUGAGCUGGUCUCGGUCUCUCUGAACGAGGUGGUCCGGCUGCAGUGUCCCCCGUCCUCCCGUCUGUCCCGGCAGCAGUGGGAGCGUCCCAACAGCCGCCUGUCCUCCGAGCUCUACCUGCACCUGGAGGACGGCAGCCUGAGCUUUGUGGCCACGCCCACCUCGCUGGGUCACUACCUGUGCCUGUCCACGGAGAACGGCUUCCAGCAGACCGUGGCCAUCUACCACGUCAGACAGAAGAGCAGCAACACGGCUCAGUCCCAGCCCAGCUCGCACCCUGUCACUCAGGCGGGGGCCCGGCCGGGGCCCAGAUCGAAGCCCUCUGAGGGACCUCAGAGGACAGAAUCAGAACUGGGGAGGACUGAGCCCACACAGUCAAGCAGAGAUGCUCAGACCCCUACCCCACAGCAGGACAGAGACCCCGCCCUGUGGACUCAAGAGUCAGGGCUCAGAGGGACUAAGCUUUGGGAGGAGGGGCCCCUGAUGUCUGCACGGGGUCCCUGCUACCUGAAGGAGCUGGUGGUGGUGUCGGUGCUGCUGCUCCUGUGUGUCAGCCUGCUGAUCACCGUGCUGCUCUACACCUUCAGACAGCGCUGCCGCAGCCGCACCGCCCCCCAGGCGGGAACCCCCCCCAGAGGCCGCAGGACCUCCAUGGAGCAGGAGGCCCUCAGGGGCCCCUGUGCGAGCAAACGAAACGGGAAGACCCCGCACAGUGCACAGGCGGGGGUGCUGGUUAGUAACGGGGCUCUGACGGGGUCUAACGGACAUUUACCCAACACCCCCAUUUGAGAGUUACACAAAACACACACACUGAUACACACACUCACUGUUACACCUGAGAGGUGGGAGGAGCCUGUUACCACGGUGACUCUCUGUCAGUCCUGUUGGAGGUUCUGUUAAAAAGGCUACGCUGUUUUCACACAUGUACUUCAAGCAGAAUGCAGCAGCAGAAAUCUUCCUCUCUUGCUUGUUCACACAUGCACCUCGCAGCGGGAGAUGAUUCCAGCUGAUGGGGGGGGGGAGGAGUCUGUUUUUUGUUCACACAGGAGUUUUGUGCAUGUGUGAAAGAACCGAACCACUAGAGACUUGGUACACCUGUGAGGACACCUGUCAGUCAGAUGAACGAUGUUUAAAAUGUGAUGACCAAUCUGUGACGGUACUUUGUGUUGUUCCACACACUGACUCAGUUUGUCUGUGCUGUAAAGUACGAGUUCACCUGACUGUAAAAGGUUUUAGACAAGAAACUUUGCUAUGAAGCCACAGUUUUCAGUCUACUUUCAUGAGGUUAUUAAUUCUCAGGAGGUCAAAUGAACCAAACGUGAAGACCGAUGUUACAUUUUUUAAAACUCCCUCUGUGGAUUGUGAAAAUAAAGACGAGUCAGCGGCUGUUUUCAUCUCAGAAAUCUCUUCGUAAUGUGUUUUUUGACUUUGCCAAACUGAUAUUUUAGGAAACGUCAGUAACGGACUGAAGGUUUGUGUUCAUGUGGAAGAGAAGUCAGGACGAGACAUUUAAUCAUAAACAAAUUCAUCUGCACACGGAAACAGUCAACCGGAAGUCUUUUUUCAUCGUCAGUCCCUGAGGUUAAAGUGUCAUAAAACACUUGCUAAGAAAUUUACCUGAAGGAGUUUAACUUUAGUAGGUUAAAGGUCACAUAUUCUCCUCCUCUUCAACCAGUCUCAAGAGCUCCCCAAAACAUGUGUGUGAAGUUUCUUGUUCUAAAUCCACUCUGAUCCUGUAUUUGAUCAUGUCUAUAAACCCCUCUAUUUCAGCCCUGCUCAGAACAGACUGUUUCUGUGUCUGUACCUUUAAAUGUAAACUUUUCUCAUCAUUGGGGGGUUUCUAGACAGACAAGGGACACAUGUUGGAGUUAGAACAACAUGGUGAAGUGUGUUUUGCAUAAUAUGUGACCGUUAAGAAAACUCCCUGAACUGUUCACAUGUUCAUAAUCAGGACAGAUUUUAACCCUUCGAUGUCUCAUCUCUAAAGAAAUUCUCAUAAUUUCUGCUUCUGUCAGCACAAUCAUCAUCAGCGAGUUGUAACUUGUUGGUGGUUAUUUUUCUGCAGAUCAUUUCAGGUUUUCAGUCUGUUUUUUCUCCGUGUGUUAGCAUCAGUGUCCUCUUGUCUGUAAGUCGAUGAAGACAAUGACUGGUGAGAUGUUUAAAACCAUGCGGAGGUCUCGGUGAGGAGGUCUGACUGUACGGUCACCGGCUGCUCUGAUUUGGUAUGACUGUUCGAGGUGUGAUGAUAACAAACUGUCCAAACUGUGUGACGAGCACAGGAAUAAAAAGUGAAGGUGUC
Messenger RNA from Labrus mixtus (cuckoo wrasse), 4405 nucleotides. It is a transcript of the gene sema4ab, whose product is annotated as sema domain, immunoglobulin domain (Ig), transmembrane domain (TM) and short cytoplasmic domain, (semaphorin) 4Ab. Gene Ontology annotation, biological process: semaphorin-plexin signaling pathway; negative regulation of axon extension involved in axon guidance; negative chemotaxis. The record is from RefSeq and is a predicted model, not a curated record. Bases 439 to 2895 code for a protein of 818 amino acids. Gene Ontology annotation, molecular function: semaphorin receptor binding; chemorepellent activity. Lineage: Eukaryota; Metazoa; Chordata; Actinopteri; Labriformes; Labridae. The transcript is spliced from 15 exons.